This is a messenger RNA of Cuscuta campestris, 653 nucleotides long. Lineage: Eukaryota; Viridiplantae; Streptophyta; Magnoliopsida; Solanales; Convolvulaceae. The record is from the annotation of a GenBank genome assembly.
CUUAACCGUUUGAGAGAAACGAUCAAUGGCUUCUACUCAAAGUUCAUACGCGGGUUUAGGUGAAGGGAAAUCCACCACAAGGCCUCCGUUGUUUGACGGAACGAACUACACCUAUUGGAAGGAGCGGAUGAGAAUUUACAUCCAAUCCACCAAUUUUCUCCUUUGGAGAAUUAUCAAGAAUGGUGAAGACGUGCCAAUGAAGAAGGUCGGGGAAACCAACGUUCCUAAGACCGAGAACGAGUAUGAUGCACAAGACAUCAAGAAAGUGGAAAACAAUGCCAAGGCCAUCAAUAUCAUCUAUUGUGCCGUAAACCCGGAUGACUACCGGAAGAGAUCUUGUUGCACCACCGCAAAGGAAAUGUGGGAUAAACUAGAAAUCACCUACGAAGGUACGGAUCAAGUCCGAGAAGCUAAAAUUGAUUUUCUAACCCAUGAAUAUGAAUUGUUUCGUAUGAAGGAGAAUGAGAAAAUCGAUAAGAUGUUUGAACGAUUCUCCAAAAUCGUCAACGAUCUCCAUGCUCUCAAGAAGACGUACACGGACAAGGAGCUUGUGAGAAAAAUCCUGCGAAGUCUCACACCGGAGUGGCGGUCCAAAGCCGAUGCCAUCCAAGAGUCCAUUGGUGUCACCAACGUCACCAUUGACGGGCUUAGAG